Molecule: messenger RNA, 2454 nt
Organism: Symbiodinium sp. CCMP2592
Lineage: Eukaryota; Dinophyceae; Suessiales; Symbiodiniaceae
Source: the annotation of a GenBank genome assembly
AUGAAGAUUGCGAAGCGCUAUCUUCAGAAGGGCGAGACCAUCUACGAGACAAAGACUUAUGCCGGUGGGGGUCACCAGGCGACAGUGCAGCUGAAGGCCUUGCCUGGCGAUUGGGGGAGCCGCGUGUGGGCAGGCCACGUCAGCUCUACGAAACAGAAGGCUGAGCAAAGUGCAGCCGAAAUUGCACUCAAGCAGAUCAGCGAGGACACCGAGAUGAUGGCAGAGGCUGCUAAGCCCAAGGGCGCGGGGAAAGGAAAGGGCAAAGGCAAAGGAAAGGGCUUCGGCUUCAUGUGGGGCCCCUGGGACUGGCAGAUGAUGUGGGGCGGAGGGCCUUCUGGGCCCAAUCUCCCGCGAGAGCGGGUUACAGAGGAGCCGGUGAAGGGCGAGGUCCUGGAGUGGAAGGAUAGCUUCGGCUGGCUGAAGUCCAGCGCGCCCAUUGACCACCCCUCGGCAAAGCAGCGCGAGGGUAAGAUCUACGCAAGCAAGAAGGAUGUGACGUCGGGAACGAUCGAAACAGGAUCCAAAGUCAGCUUCCAUGUGUACAAGGACGCCCAGGGCCUUGGAGCAGAAGAAGUACAGGUGGGCCGACUCGUGACCCAGCGGCUCUGUAGCAUGAACAUGUUCCAAGUGCACGGAGUCCUUCGGAACAAAGAGAAUGCCAAAUGGGCAGAAGGCAUCUCGGGCCUCGAGCUUUUCGAGGCGGACUCUCGAGACGCCCUGGCCCUCCAGGAACCGCUCAGUGCCGCAAAGGCAGUGGUUUGCACUACCGGCGUCCCAGCCUUCGGCAUUGCGGGACAGUGGGAGAAGGGCAAUCAUCCAGAAUCCGUGGAUCACUUCGGUGUGAAGAAUGCUGCGCACGUUUGGUCUGCGGCUUCGGGGCCGAAGCGUCGCUUUGUGCUGAUGUCUUCGAUAGGUGUCACGCGGCGCGAUGGGCUUCCCUACAGCAUCCUCAAUGGUGGCGGCGUCUUAGAUGCGAAGGCAAAGGGUGAAGCGGCCGUGCGCGAGCUUGCCACACAGCGGGGCUUCGGUGUCACAGUGGUUCGGCCUGGGCAGUUGUUUGGCGGGCCAUAUGACAACAAUCGCUACUUGGGCACACUCUUCCAGCUUGACAAGGACUCCAGCGUUCAGGCUGUGAAACUUGAAGCUGGAGACACUGCGGUGGGCGACACUUUGCGCAGUUCACUCGCGGGCGUCCUCGUCCGCAGUCUUUUUUGUGCGGAACCUGACAUGGAGUUUGCAGAGUUACUUCUUGUGCUGAAUGCCGGGAGCAGCUCCUUAAAGUACGCUCUUUUUAGCAUUGCCGGAGCUCCUGCCCGUUGGAGUCGGGUGGUGCAUGGGCUAGCAGAGGGCAUUGCCACCAAGACUGAGUGCCGAAUCAAGGAGGAGACGCAUGAAGGCAAAAAAGUCCACAAGGUGGAUCUCCCAGAUCACCGGACGGCUUUGAGCCGUGUUGUGGAUUUGUUGCCUGGCAGGGAUAACAUCAGCUCGGUGGGUCAUCGAGUCGUUCACGGCGGUGAGAGUUUUAAAUCUGCUGCCUUGAUAAACCAGAGAGUUCUGCAGGCCGUUCGCGAUGCCACUGUCCUCGCCCCUUUGCACAACCCCUGGAACAUCUUGGGCAUUGAGGUUGCCGAAGAGCUGUUCGGGAGAGACUGCCCACAAGUGGCUGUUUUUGAUACAGCCUUCCAUCAGACAAUGCCACCUCGGGCAUACAUGUAUGCUCUCCCUUAUGACCUUUAUAAGACGCACCACAUCCGGAAGUACGGAUUUCAUGGCACUUCUUACCUUUAUGUGGCGGAGGAGACAUCCCGAGUGCUGAAGAAGCCUCUGGACAAGCUGAAUAUCAUUGCCUGCCAUGUGGGCAAUGGCGCAUCAAUGGCAGCAAUCAAGCAGGGCAGAUGCGUUGACACCACAAUGGGAAUGACUCCUUUAGAGGGCCUGGUCAUGGGCACACGGUGUGGCGACAUUGAUCCAGCUGUGCCUUCCCACCUCAUUGAGCAGCUGGGAUACUCCGUGAAGGAGGUCAACAACCUAAUGAACAAGGAAUCGGGGUUGCUUGGGCUUUGCGGUCUGUCUGACGACCGGGACGUUGAGCGUGAAUACUUUGAGCAGAAACCACGAGGCACACUGGCGAAGGAGGUCCAAGUCUACCGGAUGCGCAAAUACCUGGGUGCCUUUAUGGUCGCGCUUGAUGGGCAGGUAGAUGCUUUGGUGUUCACAGGAGGUCUCGGGGAGAAGUCCCACCUCUUAAGGACGCUGGUCUGCCAGGGCUUGGAUCGCCUGGGCCUUGAAAUCGUCGAGGAGGCGAACCAAGCGAAGGGCGGCAGAUUCUCCGAAAACACUCGCUUGGACUCCAAGCGCCUCUCAACGCAGAUCUGGGUGAUCCCGACCGACGAGGAGCUCUGCAUUGCCCAGCAAACGCAGAUGAUUGUGUCAAAGGACAUGGUUACGCAGUGA